Molecule: messenger RNA, 1152 nt
Organism: Opisthocomus hoazin
Lineage: Eukaryota; Metazoa; Chordata; Aves; Opisthocomiformes; Opisthocomidae
Source: RefSeq, a predicted model, not a curated record
AUGUGUCUUCAGCAGCCCUUCACAGAUCUUUCUUCCACGAACGUGGAAGGGCAGACCAGUGCCUUUAGUUGCUGCCGCAUGAUGCAGCAGCUACGAGUUUCACACCUUAUCAUUCAGCAGGUGGUGGAAGAGCAGCUGCCUACUCCCAAAGGUUCCUGUUUGGAGUCGGUGAAGGUUGCCAUUGAUACUGGUUACCGCCACAUCGACGGUGCUUUUGUCUACUACAAUGAGCAUGAAGUGGGACAAGCCAUCCGGGAGAAGAUUGCUGAAGGAAGGAUCAAGAGAGAAGACAUUUUUUACUGUGGCAAGCUAUGGAAUACCUGCCACCCCCCAGAGCUAGUGCGUCCCACACUGGAGAAAACCUUGAAGAUCCUACAGCUGGACUACGUUGACCUCUACAUUAUUGAGCUGCCAAUGGCUUUCAAGCCUGGAGAUGCAAUCUACCCAAAAGAUGAAAAUGGAAAAAUUAUCUACCAUAAGACAGACUUAUGUGCCACUUGGGAGGCUAUGGAAGCAUGUAAAGAUGCAGGCUUGGCAAAGUCUAUUGGAGUAUCCAAUUUCAACCGCAGGCAGCUGGAGAUGAUCCUGAAUAAGCCAGGACUUAAGUACAAACCUGUCAGCAAUCAGGUGGAAUGCCAUCCCUAUUUCACCCAACCCAAACUCUUAGAAUUUUGCAGACAACACGACAUUGUUAUUGUCGGGUACAGCCCACUGGGAACCUCAAGGGAUGAAACAUGGGUAAAUGUGUCUUCCCCUCCUUUGCUGAAGGAUCCUGUGCUGAAUGCCAUUGGCAAAAAGUACAACAAGACCGCUGCACAGGUUGCUUUGCGUUUCAGCAUCCAGCGAGGUGUGGUGGUCAUCCCAAAAAGCUUCAAUCCACAACGAAUCAGAGAGAAUUUCCAGAUCUUUGACUUCUCACUCACUGAGAAAGAGAUGAAAGAAAUUGAAGCCCUGAACAAAAAUGUUCGUUAUGUGGAACUGUUAAUGUGGCGUGACCAUCCAGAGUAUCCCUUCAGUGAUGAAUACUGAAAACAAAAUCUGUCCGGGCAGGUUCCUAACUCAGUGCCAUUAGGCUUCGCUGAAAGAGACCCAGCGUUUGGUGCUUUGACUUCAAGGGACACUGCUCAACUCCGCAUUAAAAACAUGACACUU